Cryphonectria parasitica EP155 is the source of this 1507-nucleotide messenger RNA. Its product is annotated as CDC73-domain-containing protein. Lineage: Eukaryota; Fungi; Ascomycota; Sordariomycetes; Diaporthales; Cryphonectriaceae. Bases 1 to 1236 code for a protein of 411 amino acids. The record is from RefSeq and is a predicted model, not a curated record. Gene Ontology annotation, cellular component: Cdc73/Paf1 complex. Gene Ontology annotation, biological process: transcription elongation by RNA polymerase II; positive regulation of transcription elongation by RNA polymerase II. Gene Ontology annotation, molecular function: RNA polymerase II complex binding. The transcript is spliced from 2 exons.
AUGUCUGCGGUCGAACAAGAUGCCCUGCUGCUCCUGCGGCAGUCGAUCGCCGCAGAGCAAGCCAUGGUGCCUGUCGCAUCGCCAGAUUCGACUGAGGAAACGGCGCUUUCAACCGCGACUCACCUCCGCCUUGUCCACCCGCAGCCUGCCGUCCUGCCCCUUGAGACGCCGACCCGGUUCACGGUCAACGACUUCAAGGUGCCCGUCGAUCUGCGCUCCAUCUACUUCGCCUGGGUGAACCGCGACCUGCUCAUCCCCGCGUACAAUGCCGCCGCGACGCAGCUCAACGAGCAGCUGGCGGCCUCCGGGUCUGGCGCGACCGUCCACAAGCUCACGUUUGUCGAGCGCGUCAACUUGAUCACGUGGAUCGAGGGCGGCGGCGAGAGCGAGUACAUCAAGCCGCUGCCUGGUGAGAAGGAGAUAGGGUCCGCCGCGGCCGAGGCGCUCAAGAGCUCGUCGGCGCCAGCUGCCGCCGCGGCGCGGUCAGGGAAGGGCACCCUCGACCCGAGGCUACAGGUGAUUUAUGCUGGCGAGCGGAAGAUGGGGGAUCGCAACGCUGCCCUCAGGGGCACAAAACUAGUGGACUUCUCAGGGGUGCGCAAGAACGCCCUAGUCUUCAUAAACAAGAAGCCCGGGCAGUCAAUAGGUGCCCCCGCCCAUAGCCCACAACUCUCUCUUAACCAGAAACUCAUCCGCGGCGGCCUCCACCCCAUCAUCCUGAUCUCGCCAUCGGCCUCCUCCCUGCUCCGACUCUCGAAUGCCCGCUCCUUCCUCGAGGGGUACAGAUACGAGCCCGCCAAAACAGGCAGCGACUCGAGCAUGAUCCACAUCACUCAUCUGAUGCGCGAUAUCGAUCCUAAUAGACCGAUGCGCUUCAUCCUCGUCGAGAACGUCGAGCAGUUCAAGCCCGAGUACUGGAACCGCCUGGUGGCUGUCUUCACGACGGGCCAGACCUGGCAGUUCAAGAACUACAGGUGGUCACGACCCGAGGACCUGUUCUCGCACGUGCUGGGGGUCUAUGUCGGGUGGCGCGGCGAGCAGGUACCGGAUAACGUCCGCAACUGGGGGCAUCGCGUGCAGGCCUUUGAGGUGGACAAGUGGAGGGAGCCAGGCAUGCCGGGGGCUGAUUCCAGUCGGUUCAGGGAUCGGGAGGUGGUCGACAUGCUCUGGAAGAAGAUCGAGUCAAACAUGAGGGCGAAAGGGUGGAGGAAGGACGUAGUGCCGGAGUCCAUCUGAGUCUUUUUUGGGGGUAGAGGGGCGGGGGUUGUGAUGUGACGGGUAUGAGGCUCUCAUGAGACUCGGCCGGAAUGUGGUUGGUUUUUCCUCUUUCUUUCUUCGGUCCACCAAAGCCCAGAUUGAGUAUCCAGGCCACAGACUCGGCGGUUUAGGGCAGGCAGGCAGAGAGGCACGGCGUUUUUAUUGCAAAAAGAGGAUAUAAAAAAAGGGAAGUGCUAUCUCAAAUCACACGCUCAGGAGUUUUGCAACCAGAAAUGAUACCAUCUACUUG